Octopus sinensis (East Asian common octopus) is the source of this 506-nucleotide messenger RNA. RefSeq lists its product as uncharacterized. The coding region runs from base 246 to 506 and encodes 86 amino acids. The transcript is spliced from 3 exons. Lineage: Eukaryota; Metazoa; Mollusca; Cephalopoda; Octopoda; Octopodidae. The record is from RefSeq and is a predicted model, not a curated record. Gene Ontology annotation, cellular component: nucleus.
GUUAAAGCAGACUUUUACUCUCUGCGAAGUGACUGGCUGGGGUGAGGGAGUGGAAUAUUACAGUGAAGAGGGGGGUGGUCAGUGAGAGGAGGUGGUGGAGAAUACUCCCGAUUUGUUGGGGGGAGGGCACUGCAAUGGCCACGUGUUUAAGUUGAGUGAUUCCUGUGGAGGACAGAGUGCGGGAAAUGACACAGUACAAGUUAUUCAAACUGACUUGUAUUGUUGUUAAUAUAUUCGUAUAAAUCAUGUCGCCGACAGACACUUUUGAGGUGGAAAGCAUUAAGGAUAAGAAGGUGGUCAACGGCAUCACCCACUAUUUGGUCAAGUGGAAGGGGCUCCCCAGGUAUUCCGCAAUGUCAUUUCAGCGACAAAAACACGUGGGAGGCGGAAUGUGGAAGUCGAGUACUCCCCUCUACGACCUGAUUCCUGUGUCGGUGGCGAAUGCUCGGUGUCCGCAGACGGUCAUCUCCUUCUACGAGUCCCGACUGGGUUACUAUUGCCAAUAA